Messenger RNA from Cyprinodon tularosa, 2732 nucleotides. It is a transcript of the gene lclat1, whose product is annotated as lysocardiolipin acyltransferase 1. Lineage: Eukaryota; Metazoa; Chordata; Actinopteri; Cyprinodontiformes; Cyprinodontidae. Gene Ontology annotation, cellular component: endomembrane system. Gene Ontology annotation, molecular function: acyltransferase activity. Bases 335 to 1480 code for a protein of 381 amino acids. The transcript has 6 exons. The record is from RefSeq and is a predicted model, not a curated record.
UUGGUGGCUGAGUGUCAGGACAGGUGAGAGGUAACGAGUUAAGAGGUCGUCAUCAAUUGAUAAGUCUGGAGAAUAUUCGCUGUGUUUUUUAGCUCCGCUCAGAGCGGCGCUAACGCUGCCUGUCAGCGGGAUGAAGAGCGGAAGAUGCUUCGGGGAAACCUGAGCGCGUGCCACGCUGCUACAACUGCUCUGGAUGAGAUUUGUAUGCUAGCUACUGUUAGCAACCUGCUAGCUUCUAAAAUGUCGCAACUAAGUUCUUGCAGCUAAUUUGAGUCAUGCUUAACCGGCACACCUGAAUAUAAACAGCAACUGCUUACGAUAAAAAAACCAAAAGAUGGCUGUGUCUGUGCGGGGCCUCUACUUUAUUAUAACCCUAUUUUUAGGUAGUUUCUUUGGAAGUGUCGUCAUGCUGGGUCCAGUUUUGCCGCUCAUGCUGAUAUCUCCGGCUUGGUACCGCUGGCUUACGGAUCGAAUUGUUGCUACCUGGCUCACCCUGCCUGUGUCUUUGCUAGAGCUGGUAUUUGGGGUGAAGGUGGUGAUCACAGGGGAUGGCUUCAUUCCUGGGGAGCGGAGUGUGAUCAUCAUGAACCACCGCACCCGUCUGGACUGGAUGUUCCUUUGGUGUUGCCUGCUCAGGUACAGCUACCUUCGCCUGGAAAAGAUUUGCCUCAAGGCUGCUCUCAAGGCGGUGCCCGGCUUCGGUUGGGCAAUGCAGGUGGCCUGUUUUGUUUUCAUUCAGCGUCGCUGGGAGAUGGACAAGAAACAUUUGGAAAACAUGCUGGACUACUUCUGUGACAUCAGAGAGCCUCUACAGCUGUUAUUGUUCCCAGAGGGGACAGACCUCACAGAGAACACAAGAGCAAAGAGUGAUGCCUAUGCCGUGCAGAACAACCUUCCAAAGAUGGAAUAUGUGCUUCAUCCCCGCACCACCGGAUUCACCUUCAUCGUGGACAAACUAAGAAAAGGAGACAACCUUGAUGCUGUCCAUGACAUCACAGUGGCGUACCCUAAGAACAUCCCUCAGACGGAGCGUCACCUCGUUUUAGGACAUUUUCCACGAGAGAUCCACUUCCACGUACGCCGCUAUCCAGUUUCUUCACUUCCCUCCUCUUCCUCUGAGUUGGAGUCUUGGUGUCGAGAGCGCUGGGCUGAGAAGGAGAUCCGUCUGCGGGACUUCUACUCAGGCCAGCCUCGGGGCUUCGACAGGGACGGCUUUGCACGAGUGCCGCCUUGUAAGUCAGAGCUGCGCGUCUCCCUGAUCAAAGCUGUCUCCCUGCUGUAUUGGAGCAGCUUCAUCGCGUUUUGUUUCACAGGCCUGUGGCUCUGGUCUACCUUCAGGCUCUAUGUCCUGGUUAUGGUUAUAGUCUACACAGUCCAGCAGAAGCUGGCUGGUGGGAUGGAGCUGCUGGAGAUGGCUUGCCAUCAGUACUGGAAAUCCAAGUGUGAGAAGGAAAAAAUGCUUGACAAAAAAAUUCAGUAGUGAGGUGGGGAUUAAAAGAACCAGCAAUUCAGUUUGAAGCAGAUCAGUGCUGUUAGCCUGAUCUGAAUCCCUUAGAGGAACAGAAGCUUUUCUGCCUCAGAGGGUAACAAGUGCAUCUUCAGAUCGCUUCAGUGGAUAGAUUAACUCUCUGGCAAAAAAAAGAAAUAAAAAUAGGAAUGUUGGGUUUAUUUAUCCUUGCUGGGUUUAAGGUAUUCAUCACAUGUGAUGUUCCCUUUGACCUGUUGUGCAGUCAGGGUAAGAAGAAAAUAAACCAUCUGUUAGCUCUAGGGCUGAGCCUCUAAAAUCAUUUAAAUCUAGCGUAAAAAAAACACAAAGUUCAGCACAUUUUUUUUUUUUUCAAUGACAACAUGAGACUUUAAAUUGGGUGCACAAUCCUUGUUAAAUAAGUUGCUAUUGAUGUGUUUUACCAGUUUUAUGUCGUCUGUGUUUAAACUGUUAUUUAGUCUUUUCUGGCAUCGGUCAGGAGACAGUGCUGUUGGUAUUUGUUUAAUCACCAUGGCUAUAAAACCCAUUUUAUUGUAUGCUAUGUUGCCAUUGGUUUUCUGUUAUGACUUGUUGACUUUUACCAACAUUUAAAAUAGCACUGGUUGGAGGGACUUUUUAUUAGUUUAUCAAUGAAACAAACUGUCAUAUUACCAGAGAAAAAGUAGGAACGGUCCACAUUAGUCAGGUCUACAGCUCCUUGCAGAAUUCAUGUCACUGGAACCUUUCAACAACAACAACAAAAAAAGUUCCACAUUGUAAUCUCAAAUUUAAUUGUUUUUAUUAGGGUUUUAUGCAAAAACAAAGAAUCACACCAGGCUUAACUCAUUCCUCCCCAUCUGUUUGAGUAAAUCAUCUUCACCUGUAUCCACCCAUCAGUAGGGCACCAGAACUGCUCUGACUGUGCGUGCAGACAGCAACGAUAAUAUAAUGCUACCAUUCAAAGGAUUGGCACCAAAAGCACAGCAGAUAAAAACGGUCAGAAGGAAAGAAUAACACUGACUUCUUUUGUCUAGACCUGCUGUUUUUCCACACUUAGAUCAUUUAUCUCCUUUAUUGUAGCAAGAAACAUUUGUCUGGACAUUUAAUAGCUGGGCCUCUUGUCUUUUUCUUUAAUUAAUGUUCUCCUUGCCUGGCCUGAUGGUUUACAUGGACGACAUUACCGAUGCAGAUGUGCCAUACUGAAUUUAAAGUUGACGAAAUGAAACUAAAGCCAUAUUUUUUCUUUGGUCUUCAUGAUUUUGUUUAA